Molecule: messenger RNA, 666 nt
Organism: Kalmanozyma brasiliensis GHG001
Lineage: Eukaryota; Fungi; Basidiomycota; Ustilaginomycetes; Ustilaginales
Product: Mitochondrial import protein Pam17
Exons: 1
Coding region: 1-666 (221 amino acids)
Biological process (GO): protein import into mitochondrial matrix
Cellular component (GO): PAM complex, Tim23 associated import motor
Source: RefSeq, a predicted model, not a curated record
AUGUCUGCACCCGCCGCGAGAUACAUCGGCGCUUCUUUCGGCGCCUCGUCGUCCCGUGUCGCCCUUGGCCAACCAACGCUAGCACGCAGCGCUCGAGCCAUUUCAACCACUUCCCCCGCGAACAGCAGCAGCAAUGGUCCCUUCAAAGCGACACCACCAGCUUCGGCGUCUCCUGCAGCAGCACCAUCCAAUGAACUCAGCAAUCUUAGUUGGGACAAGUACCUUCAACUGCGCAAAUCGCGUCGUCUAGCAGGCAUGGUCACCACCAUCCCCACCACUCUCCUUGCCGGUGCUGCAGCCGGCUCCUACUUCCUCACGCUCGAAAUCGACCCUACCAACACCAUCGCCGGGCUGGAUCCCAUCUACAUCAACGCGGGUCUCACACUUGCAUGCACCGGUCUGGGCUGGCUUACAGGUCCCACGGUGGGCAACUCGAUCUGGAGCCUGCUGCACAGGAAGAACGCAAAGCAGAUCGCAGAGAAGGACCACGACUUUUAUGAGCACAUCAAGCGUAACAGGGUGGAUCCGACAAGGCAGUCGGUGCAGAAUCCCGUCCCGGAUUACUACGGCGAAAAGAUUGGCAGUAUCAAGCAGUACAGGCAGUGGCUGAGGGAUCAAGCUGCUUUCCGACGAAAAGCGGCGCAUGGGCUCGAGAACGAUGCAUGA